Astrephomene gubernaculifera is the source of this 1393-nucleotide messenger RNA. The record is from the annotation of a GenBank genome assembly. Lineage: Eukaryota; Viridiplantae; Chlorophyta; Chlorophyceae; Chlamydomonadales; Astrephomenaceae.
UAGGUAUGUGAAGCACCAGAUCGGCACCUUUAUAAUAACUUCGAAAAGCCACAUGACUAAGUUGGAGGCAACCCAUAGACACAGCAUUGCAGAUUGGCAUAUGACUUGCUGAGACUUGAGCCCUCUGUCACGCCUUAUGCAGACCUUUAUUGGACUUGUUCUUACGAUGGCGGGCAAUUAGCAGUUAUACCGGUAGUUGAUAACUAUAUCCAAGCUGCAGAAAUGGCAAUCGAUGGCACGCCGCUUUGUGGGAUCCAGUGAUUUGCAACAUAGCUGGCGUAAUUCUCCAAACGAUAAGCAGAAAUGUUGGCAACACGGCUAGGACUUCAGGGCCGGCAAGGAUAUCGUGGCUUAGCAGCGGCAUGUCCGUUUCGCAAGCAUAGGCCCCUCUCUACCAGCCUCUAUGGCACCCCACUAUCAUCACUUUCGUUUGGGACAAUUGGCGCGAACACCGGCGCCCAGGCUACCGGAUCGCAGCAGCGGGAGCAGCAUAAUGGCGUCGGGGCGGAACCCAACUCCUCGACGUUCCCGCACGUAUCCGUGAUGCUUCGCGAGGUGGUGGACGCUUUCCAACCUAUAACCCUAGAUACGUUUCUGGACUGCACUCUUGGCGCUGGCGGACAUUCCUCCGCCAUCCUCGCUGCACAUCCGGAAAUGCGCACGCUCCUAGGCAUUGACCUGGACCCCACCGCACACUCGCUAGCGGAGCCGCGCCUGCGGGCCGCUGCGGGCGGCCGGGAGCACUUCAGCCUGCACCUGCUGCGAGGGAACUAUAGGGACCUCAAGGCUCUGCUUUCAACCGUCAGCAGCCCGCCGCCGCGCCCCAACGGCAUCCUGAUGGACCUGGGUGUGUCAUCCAUGCAGGUGGACACGGCUGAGCGCGGCUUCAGCUUCAUUCGUGACGGGCCGCUGGACAUGCGCAUGGACCCCAAGGCAGCCCUGAGCGCUGAGGAGGUGCUGAACACCUGGUCUGAAGCUGAGCUGGCUCGCAUCAUUCGGGACUACGGGGAGGAGAAAUUGUGGAAGGUGGUGGCACGCAGGCUCGUGAGGUGGAGCCCAUCCGUACGACAGUGCAGCUGGCCAAGGCCAUCGGGCAGACCCAGCUGGGCGGCCGCGGCGGGAAGGGCGCCGGAAAGGGCGUGCACCCCGCGACAAGGACGUUCCAGGCGCUACGGAUAGCCGUAAAUGAUGAGCUGCGUAAGCUCGAGCAGGCGCUACCAGACGCGAUUGAGGCGCUAGCCCCAGGUGGCCGGCUGGCGGUUAUUUCUUUCCACAGCCUGGAGGACCGCCUCGUUAAGCAUGCCUUUCUACGUGCAGCAGGUAAACCAACACCGGAGGAAGAACACUUGACCUAUGGUCCUGGGAAGUUCGACUACCUUGAGUCAUUGGAGGC